This is a messenger RNA of Neoarthrinium moseri, 1791 nucleotides long. RefSeq lists its product as uncharacterized. Gene Ontology annotation, molecular function: protein binding. The coding region runs from base 1 to 1791 and encodes 596 amino acids. The record is from RefSeq and is a predicted model, not a curated record. Gene Ontology annotation, biological process: rRNA processing. NCBI's taxonomy places the organism in Eukaryota, Fungi, Ascomycota, Sordariomycetes, Amphisphaeriales, Apiosporaceae. Gene Ontology annotation, cellular component: Pwp2p-containing subcomplex of 90S preribosome; small-subunit processome. The transcript has a single exon.
AUGCCGCCCAAGCAGAGGAGAGACUCGAGCGAUGAGGAUGACUUCGCGUCAUUCUCCGAGCGCGAUGAGUCCCACUACGAAAGCGAGGAGGAUGCACCCGCCAAAGCCCAGAAGACCCGCAUCCUCGAGAAGGACUCGGACGAAGAAGAGCUCGAGCGCUUCGUCCUGGGCGACACGGCCAACUUUCGCGAGAACCUCUUCAAGAACGAUGCCCUGGCAGAGAUUGGCUCCGAUCUUGAGCCCUUGGACGAGGAGGGAGAGCAGGGUGCCGGCGGGAACCUCGAGGAGCUAGAUGAUGCGCAACUGUUCUUCCUGGAUGCGCCCGUUGGCAGCUCCAAGGAGCUGGUACCAGCGCCCGCCACAGCCAAGGCUGCCGCCCCGAAAGACACCAAGAACCCACCUGCUUGGGAGGACAGCGACGACGAGCGCCUCACUGUGUCUCUGGCCACUGCCACGCAGCUGCGAAAGCUGCGGAUAAGCGAGGAGGAGGACGUCGUCAACGGACUAGAGUACACGAGGCGGCUGCGACAGCAGUAUCUGCGGUUAAACCCCCUGCCUGACUGGGCCAAGAUGGCAGACGAACGUCCAGCCAAACGCCGCCGGAGGUCGUCCGCUGCCUCGGACAACUCCGAGGCCUCUGAUCUCAGCGGAAGCGAGGCUGGUGACGAGCCCUCUGCCUUGCCGUUGGACAAGUUCCUGCGGGACGCAAACUCGCUCAUGGGAAGCGGCGCAAAACCGACAAAGUUACGACCCGAAGUCAUCGACAUACAACGAUCGAGAGACAUGGCCGACAGUCACAAGGACGAAGUUACUGCGCUUUGUUUCCACCCGGAAUACCCAGUCCUCCUGUCCUCGAGUACUUCGACCAUUCUUUACUUACACCACAUCGCCCCGACUGCGCACCCUACACCCAACCCCUUGUUGACUUCCGUGCAAGUCAAACAAGUACCCGUCCGACAUGCCGAGUUUCUCGGCCCCAGUGGAGACAAGAUCUUCUUCGCAGGCCGCCGGCGCUUCAUCCACUCCUGGGACUUGCCGACAGGCCAAGUUCAGAAGACCGAGAAGCUUCAGGGCCAUCACUUGGAGCAGAGGACAUGGGAACGUUUCAAGCUCAGCCCUUGCGGGAGGUGGCUGGGCAUGAUUGCGACGACCCGAAAAGGAGGCGGCGCCAUCAACAUUGUAAACGUAAACACGAUGCAGUGGAUUGCUGCUGCUCGAUUGGAUAGCAGGGGAGGCAUUGCCGACUUCCAGUGGUGGAAGUCUGGAAACGGUCUGACCAUUCUCGGCAAGGGAGGUCAGGUCGGCGAAUGGAGCAUGGCAUCGAGGCGUUUCUUAGCAAUCUGGAACGAUGAGGGUUCCGUUGGCGGCACCGUCAUCGCCCUCGGAGGGCGGAAUGGACCCAAACUCCUGGGCGGCGACCGAUGGGUGGCCAUUGGAUCAAAUAGUGGUGUCAUGAACGUUUACAACCGCGAAGACCUGAUUCUGCCCUCGACGGAUGAUGAGCUCGAGCUCAAGGAGAGGCCUGAGCCCACUCGGAGGUUCGAGCAGCUGACGACACCGGUUACGUUCUUGACCUUCAGCCCAGAUGGACAGAUUCUAGCAUUCGGAAGCGGACACAAGAAGGAUGCCCUUCGUCUUGCACAUCUACCAAGCUGCACAGUCUACCGAAACUGGCCCACGGCACAAACGCCGCUGGGUCGCAUCACAGCAGUGGCGUUUGGAAGCAAGAGCGAUUCGCUGGCAGUCGGCAACGACACAGGGAAAAUCAGGUUAUGGGAGAUCAGGAGCUAG